AUGUUGGAGUUAUGGGCAUCAGACGUUGGAACUCUAUCUUUGGAUUUAUUUUUGGUUUAUUUUUAAGUUGGCUAAUUUUUGGAGGAAAUAAAGAAGUUGAAUUGAAUAGAGAAGAAGAAAAUUAUGAAGGAAAGGAAGGAGGAAUUCAAUUAGCUGAAAAUUGGGAAAGAAUAAUUCUGGAACAAAAACAUGAAGAAAAUGGACAAAAUAAUUUUGUUAAUCAACAUGUCAAGUUGAAUCGCCCUCGAUUUGCGGCAACAGAAUUGGGUAUUCGACCGAACCUUUUAAUAUUUUUGUUGGCCCGUACGUCUACUGCCGCCUCCUUAUACCAAUUAUUGUCUCCAAAAGUGCCUGUCAAAAUUUUGGUUUCUGCUGGUAAACUUGCUGCUUCUGAUUUUCCUGCAAAUUCUCAGCCAGUUAGUGUUCGUUCUGAUCCUGUUUCGUUGCUCAUUGCUAUUGCCAAUAUUUCUCUCAACAACCCAGCAAAUUGGUAUUUACUUCUACCAGAUUCAACAUUUGUCAAUAUUUAUGAAUUAGAACGACUUGUAAAUUCACUUUUAUGGAAUUCCCCCGUCGCUUUUGGAUGGAAUAUUAAUCAAAUAAAAAAUAAGGACUUAAAUGAAGAAGAUGGAGGUCAUUGUCUUGUUGAAGCUGGAAUUUUAUUUUCAUCUCCAGCAAUGAAUGUAUUAGCUCAAGGAAGGCAUUUAUGUAAUGGAUUGGCUUUAGGAACUUCGGGGAAUGGAGAGGAAGAAACAGAAAAGUAUUAUUCAAAAGAAGAGACUGGAUGGCCUAUUGGAAUUAUGGAUGUUUCAAAACCAUUAAAUCGAUUUCAAGGUUUUUUUUUAAAAAAUUUUUUUUUACUUCCCUUCAUGGGGAGUAGAUUAGGUGUCUAUGUCGUUAAGUACCCAAAUUAG
This is a messenger RNA of Meloidogyne enterolobii, 914 nucleotides long. The record is from the annotation of a GenBank genome assembly. NCBI's taxonomy places the organism in Eukaryota, Metazoa, Nematoda, Chromadorea, Rhabditida, Meloidogynidae.